Messenger RNA from Pseudomyrmex gracilis, 2277 nucleotides. It is a transcript of the gene Pvf1, whose product is annotated as vascular endothelial growth factor A-like. Gene Ontology annotation, biological process: positive regulation of cell population proliferation; positive regulation of protein autophosphorylation. Bases 228 to 1238 code for a protein of 336 amino acids. Gene Ontology annotation, cellular component: membrane. Gene Ontology annotation, molecular function: growth factor receptor binding; growth factor activity. The record is from RefSeq and is a predicted model, not a curated record. The transcript is spliced from 6 exons. NCBI's taxonomy places the organism in Eukaryota, Metazoa, Arthropoda, Insecta, Hymenoptera, Formicidae.
CGCCGAGGAGUGUUCGUCUCAUCAGUCUAUCGCGGCGCGAGCUCGUGGUGGAGCGCUCAGGUGUGCAUUCGUGUUGCUUAUCGUGGCGCAAGAGGUUUCACAGAUUUGCGCCAGAUUCAUUUUCGCGAAGAAAUCGAACAAUCGCCCAAUGUAACAAUCGAGCGACAUCGAGCUCUUUCGCGCUUUUAUACCAAAUCGUGAUAACUGCGAGGAAUUGUGUGAUAACAAUGCAACUGCAACGAUUCGGUGCAUCAUAUGAGUGCCAGAUGUUGCGGGUCGGUGCGAAAAUGUUCCUUUUCACGAUUGUCAUAAUCUUCAGUGGAUUCGUCGUGGGACAGGUUGCCACGCAAUAUCACGGUGAUCCCGACGACAUCGUCUUUCCGGGACCAUUGAGCUCGAAUUCGAAGGAAAGAGCCCUCAGUAAAUCCGCGAAGGACUUGAUGCGUGAAAGCAAUGCGAUACCAGUAAAUUUAGCCGCUAGAUUAAAUUCCAUAGAUUCAGUGGAUGAAUUCAUGCAGCUUCUUCAAGGUGUUCCCGAGAGCGAAACGCGUACGUCGUCAUUCUUAUUCAGUAGUAGAAUCGGCGAGGGCCAGGAAAGAUCGAACGCAAUGACGCCGCCGCAAGCAAGAUGCAUGCCGGAGCUGCAACCCGUUUCUCUAAAAGUGGACAACGAUCCUUCGGUGAUCAUUUUCCCAUCCUGCACAAGAGUCAACAGAUGCGGUGGAUGUUGCGGUAGCACUCUGCUCUCGUGCCAGCCAGUAGCCACGGAGAUCAGAAACUUCCAGGUGAUCGUGUCGACGAUAGAACUACAGUUCCGAGGCAAGCGAAUUAUCCCGGUUGAGGAGCACACUAAGUGCACGUGCGACUGCAAAAUGAAGGAGGAGCAUUGCAACGAAAAACAGCAUUACGAGCCGCAAAACUGCAUGUGCAUCUGCAACAACGUCGACGAGGAGGAGAAAUGCCGGCAGAGCAACGGCACGAAGAUCUGGGACGCGGGGAGCUGCGUCUGCUCGUGCAGGAACAUCGAGCCGUGCAGCACUGGAUAUUACUUCAACCACAACACGUGCAGAUGUGGACCGAUAGGGUUGACUAGACCAUUAGACAGGUUCGCAUCCACGAAAGGUACGAAUUACGAUUUCUCUAAUCGUCGGCCGCCAAACGUGCCGCCCGUCCAGGUAUUCCCGUUGGACCCGACAGAUCCUAGAAGGAGGCACAAAGAGGAUCCGGAAUACAAGUAACAAGAAUUCGAACGGACGCACACAGAUUACAAGACUGCUACGAAACGCACCUCCACCGUCAUUUUUGUUAGUCUGUCGUUACGUAGACGAAACUUCUCAUUAUAAUAAUUCGUUAAUCUAGGAAUGGGAAACAUCGAUUUUAUUCCAUUUUCCUUCUUUCAGAUUGUACGCAAUUGUUUCGUGUACACUGAGAAAAAAACUGCUGAAUCGAACUGAUUACAUAAGGUAAUCAAAGAUUGCCAAUCAAUUAUUCGUCAUACUAAAAAAACAUCAUGUUAUUUUAAAUCUUAUGAGCUUGAAUUAAGAACCAAGUAAACUCCAAAUAAUUAUCUGCAACUAAAUUAUAUUUUCUUGACGUUUAGUGUUUUUUUAUCAGUGUAACUGUUACAAUGACUUGAAAUUUUAUAGACAAUGUCAAAUUUUUACGAAGUUUAAAUACAUCGGUUUCCAAUACGUUUAAGAUAUUACAUAUUCUAAAACUCUUUUAGCAUUGGUGCGUUUGAAAUGCAUAAAAUAAUAAGAUACUGAAUGAUGUCAUUCUGUUGCUCAGUGGUAAAAGGAAUGUAAAAAUUUACAUUCUUUUACACAUAUAUGUAUUUGUAAUAUUUGUACUUCCACUUUUGAGCUUAUGGAAUGCCAUCGACUUUUCUAGUUCCAGGGUGUUGCCUUGUUGAAGUAUUACAUAUGUUUACUGAAAUAAUAUUGUGAUACAAAUAUAUGAAAGGAAUACAAAUGUGGUCAUUCUCGUUCAAACACACAAUGUCAUUUCUGUUAUAGAAUUAUUGUUCUUGUAUCCAUUGUUACAAUAACGUAGCAACUGCUCAUAUUAUUUGGUUCCACUUAUCACAUAAGACACAACAGAUGAAUUUACAAUGCAACAUAUGCAGGAGAACUUUUUUGAUUGACAUCACAGACACAGACAUUACUCUUGUUAAUUAAUAUUUAUGUCUAAGUCAUUCUCAUAUAUACAACAAUAUAAAGUUCUUAGUAUUAAGUACACGUGUAUAAUAUUGGACAAAUACAAUUGUUGUACCAAUUA